Molecule: messenger RNA, 492 nt
Organism: Adineta ricciae
Lineage: Eukaryota; Metazoa; Rotifera; Eurotatoria; Adinetida; Adinetidae
Source: the annotation of a GenBank genome assembly
AUGUUGACCGAAACUAAUUUCAAUUUAACUGAUGGACAAAUGAACGAAUAUGAAGAAAUAUUCACUUAUUUCGAUCGUAAAAACACCGGUCGAAUCGAUGUGAAUGAUUUAGGUUUGAUCAUUCGAUCAGCUGGUUUGAAUCCGAGCGAUAUGAAACUCAAAGAAAUUCAAGAUGACUAUGAACGAAACAAAAUCAAUGAAAUCGAUUUCCAACAAUUUUUACAAAUAUUGAUUAAUCUAACGAAUGAAAUAGACGAUGAAAUCGAUCUCAUCGAAGCAUUUCGUGUUUUUGAUAAAGAAGGUCAAGGGAAUCAGUCGUAUAUACAUCUCAUGAGUUUUAUAACGAAAGAAGAAUUGUUUCAUAUUGUGACACAUCUAGGGGAAAAGUUAACAAGUGAAGAAGCAGAAGAGAUGAUGGAAGACGCGGAUAUUUACUGUGAUGGCAAAAUUCGUUAUGAAGAAUUUGUUAAAGUCAUGACUGAAUUGAAUUAA